Molecule: messenger RNA, 4520 nt
Organism: Synchiropus splendidus (mandarinfish)
Lineage: Eukaryota; Metazoa; Chordata; Actinopteri; Syngnathiformes; Callionymidae
Gene: lrrc47
Product: leucine rich repeat containing 47
Exons: 8
Coding region: 1-1725 (574 amino acids)
Biological process (GO): phenylalanyl-tRNA aminoacylation
Molecular function (GO): phenylalanine-tRNA ligase activity; RNA binding; protein binding
Source: RefSeq, a predicted model, not a curated record
AUGGUAACGGUGGAAGUGACGUAUGUUGUUGAUCCGGUUCGUGUGACAGAAGCGUGUGGCUGUGACGGCAACAUGGAAGCUUGGGUGGAAAUAGAGAAAGCCGCUUCGGAAAAGAGACGGGAGCUGGUUUUGCAAGGUAAUUCGGUGGACAAAAGGAUCUCCUCAAAUGGCGGACUCCCUGGAUCCAUCUAUUCCCUCGCCCUGUUGAAUUAUUUGGAAGUGAGCCAGUGUCCCAGUUUGACUGAGCUCCAUGUGGACAUCCAGAAGCUAACCCACCUCCAGAGUCUGAUCCUGUGCAGGAACAAACUCUCAUCUGUGCCGAAUGUUAUCGGAUCUCUCAGGGCCUUGAAAGUCCUCGAUCUUUCUGUCAACAACUUGAAGGCUUUACCGGAGGAAGUCGCCCAACUUGCGGAGCUGACCACUCUGAAUGUGAGCUGCAAUAAGCUCGAAGCUCUGCCUGAUGGACUGAGCAAUUGCCACAAGUUGUCCACCAUCAACAUUUCCAAAAACAAUAUCGCAAGUCUCCCCGCGGACAUCUGCUCAGAGAAACUGGACCUACUCAGCAGCCUGGUGGCUUCUGACAACUCCAUUGAGGAGCUAAGUGGAGAUGUCAGCUCGCUUGGAGCCCUUAAGGUUCUGGAUCUGUCAAAUAACAAGCUGAAAGAAAUUCCCAUUGAGCUCGCCGACUGUCCGAAACUAAAAGAAAUCAACUUUAAAGGCAACAAGUUAAAUGACAAGCGGCUGGAAAAGAUGGUCAAUGGCUGCCAGACCAAGUCCAUCCUUGACUACAUCCGAGGGAAAGGAAGGGAGAAGCAGGGGGCCGGGAAGGUUGACAUGGAUAAGAAAAAACGGCAAGGUAAAAAGAAGGAUAAGCAACCAGAGGAGAAGGAGGAGGAUGACGUGGAAGACUUAAACAAGAUGAUCGUGAGAGUUCUUCAUGUGUCGGACUCCCCUGCAACUCUGACGGUCACAGUCGGAGCAGAUGUGAAGGAUGUACGACCCUAUUUGGUCUGCUGUGUGGUCAGAGGCUUCAACCUGAAGCCAGGGAAUGCCCUGAAGCGCUUCCUGGUUGCCCAAACCAAACUUCACGACGAGAUCUGCUGUAAGCGGACCACAGCCACCAUUGCAAGCCAUGAUAUGCAGCUUCUCAAGGGUCCUCUGGUGUAUGACGUCAAACCCCCCACAAAGCUGAAGGUUGUGCCACUGGGUCGCAAGGAGAUGACGGCAGUAGAGCUGAUACGACUGCUUCAGUUAGAAGCAGAUGAGCUGAGGAAGCAGAAGAAAAGGCAAAAUGUGACUGGCCUCCAUAAGUAUCUCCAGCUCCUACAGGGAAAGCCCUUCUAUCCAUGCCUUGUGGAUGCAGAAGGAGAUGUCGUUUCAUUCCCACCUAUAACCAACAGCGAGAAGACCAAGAUAAGAAAGACAACUAAAGAGAUCUUCUUGGAGGUGACCAGUGCGACCAGUUUGCAGACCUGCAAGGAUGUAAUGGACACUCUGAUCGAAAAAAUGGCCGAGUUGAACAAGUUCACAGCUGAGCAUCGGGAGGAGGAGGGUUCAGACGGGGAGGGGGGUGCACUCCAAGGUGGGACGAGCCCUUGUCAGACCUCCAGUGAGCUGAUCAUCCAGCAAGUCCGAACUGUGGACCAGGAUGGCAACCUGAAAGUUGCCUACCCGUCAAAGACUGAUCUGUCGAAGGUUAUGAGCAACGUGACUGUUAUUUGGUAGUGGUGCGUACAUGACUAAAUCCGUGGAACUAAAUACACAGUACUAGGUCUCGCCUUCAACUAUUGCAAUGCUUUUUUUUUCUCAAUUUUUGGGGAAAUCUGAAGGAAGACAAAAGCGUUCAUAAAGAUUUUCUUUUUAUUUCAUCACACUUUACACUUCACUUUUUAGAAGACGUGUCCUUAUAUGGAUGCGUUGGAUACAAUGUUCUGUACUGUACUUGAGGAGAAAAGAAGGAGUUACGGAGUCUCGGCUCGACCUGUUAACGGAACUGUAAAAGAGCAACAUGUCAGCACUUUUUCUGUCCAACUUUGUAUUGUCACUGAGAAUGUUGCAGUAGUGGCUAGAAUGACUUACAUUCACAUCUGUAAGACACUUCCAGGUACUUAUACGUACCCACGCAGGGGUCACCGAACACUGAGUUGAGUGCUUGAAGAGUGCAUCUGUUUUUACCAUUGCACCUGGACAUGUGACAGGAUUAUUUCAUUUCAAUUUCCAUCCGAAGUGAAGUCAUAGUUAGGCCACUUUUUAAACAAAUACUCAAACUAAAAUUACUAUAAUCUGACUACAAUCACAUGACUUGGAAUUAUUGGCAUGUCCAGACAAACUAAAUAUACUUUCCAUUGUAUUUAUGAUCCUUGAUGUUCAUCAAUAGCUCUCACCUUUCGGCGGCUCUGGUUGGAUUCACGCAGUUGUUGUUUUGUAUUUGUUGGAUUGGUCGCUCCGCAAUGCAAGUCGUCCUGUCACGGCGCCCGUAGUCGGCACCGUAGAUGAAAAUGACUUGCCCUGGACCUGAGAAACAAGAGAAGGAGUUCUUGAUCCAAGCUCAUGAAUCCUGUAUAGUUUGUGGUCAUCUCACCACAGAACAACUCCACAGCAGAGCGCUCACAGGCAAUGGCACGAACUGUAAAACAUAGGUUAGAAUUCAGGCUUUUUUUUUUUCCUCAGCUUUGGUGCGAUCUUAAGUAUGAGACUGACUUGCUGGGAAGCAGGUGUAGUUGGUAUCAGCGUAUUUAAAGGUGCCGCGGCAGGGAUCAGGCAGAGGGAGUCUUGAGUUCACCUCGCAGACAGUCUUGCCAUCGCAUCUGUCGGAAGAAGAUUCAUUUAAGAAACUAAAGCGCAGUGUUUCAGUAAUAUAUUGGCCAUGUUUGUAAUGAAGCUUUUGUCAUGUAUGAGGGAUAUUACGGAGGCAUCAGGUGCUUCAGCUACCCCCUAUCCACUCUUUUAUUGAAACCUGGGAAAUAAAGAAAGCUCCUGCUUUGACUUGGCUACAGAUCAGAGGUGAAUAAACGUACCUUCUCUUUACAAAGUCCUGGGCACCUGCCGCAGAGCAGUGCGUGUUGGCCAGCUCCCGUGGAGGUCUGCCCUGGCCGCAGGUUUCUCUGUCCGUACGUCCAUACAAGGUUGACUCUACGACAAUGACUCCGACAUCUGCCGAGGUGACAUCACAGUCAAUCACCAAUUUAACAAAUAAAAUCUGCAUGUUAGCUAUGAUUCACAUUUGCCUUAAAAUGUCAAAUAUACAGUACUAGGAGAAGUCUCACCACAGGUCAGGCGAUGAACGUUCCCUUCACAUGUAGUUAUUCUUUCAGCAGCGGUAUCUUAGAGGGGAAAUAACCAGGUCGGCAUAAGGUUGCAUGUGAACGGACAGAUUGUUUUCUCUUACCUUUCAUGAGGUAGCACGCUGCAGUGAGCGCUAAAAUGGAAAAAUCAUAGCAAUGACGUCAAUAACAUUCACAUUAAUGUCAUGAAAUUGUAAUACAUUUUGUUGUUAUUUAAUAAAAAAGACAUGGUAAAUGUGUGAAAUACUUACAAAGCAGAAUGCAGAGUUUGAAACCAGCCAUGCUUCCUGUCUUGAACAAUGUCCACUCCUCUGAGGACGAAUGCCAGGAUUUAUAUAUGCUACCGAAGGCUUCCUUGUGUGUCGCAUUCGGAUGCAAUUGGCUGCUUUUUGACAAAUACUUUCUCAAUGAGUUGUGAAACCGUUCUCUCGAACCUGGGCCAAAUGACGGUCAAAGCUUUUGUUCUGGGAUGUUUGUGUCUCACGUGAACUGUAAACUGGUUUUCAAUGUUUGCUCUUUAAAGCACAUUGGAAUUCACCUGUCAUCGUGCACCUGAAGACUGACAGCUCUGGUGUGACCUCUAUGAACACAAUGUCUAAGUUUAAACAUUUUUUUCCAAUAAAUUAAAAUUAAUAAAAUUUAUUUUGUAUUGUUUUUUUUCUCUCACAUUUUUUUCCCUAACAGAAACACUUAACAGGAUGUGCAUAUCAGAUUUAAAAUGUAUAUCAGGUAUUUGUGUGCUUGGGAGGUUUUCAUAACAUUAGAUAUCCUUUUUUGGGAAAUUCAACAUGCAGCCUGAGUUGUCAGUUCCAAAAACAAAAUUCACAUUCUGUACAUGUCGACGUACUAGUGGAGUCCAUUUAAAUGUGUUUCCAGUUGGGGUCAGCAGCAUGAAGGUUGUCUCGGAAAAGCACUUAAGCAAUAACGGCAGGGAGUGACAUUUUUCUUGCCGACUUCCUGGAACAGUGGGCGACAGCUCUCAACAGCUAUUUUUUGUCUGGAAACUUCCUUACCAUCAUUGUAAAACUGUGUGUUUCCUGGAGCCACCGUAAAGAUGAAAUGUAUUUCAAAUACACACCCUGGCAUUUACUCAUGAAACUGUGUCACAGUCAUUCACGAAGCUACUCUGUAAAUGGUGAUUUAUUUAAUGGUGAUUCCAGCUCUUGAAUGACUCACUGCAGUUACAACGCUAUUGAUAGUUAAAUUACCGUGUCAUAAAAAGCAUUUUGUUUGCAA